Molecule: messenger RNA, 1397 nt
Organism: Lutzomyia longipalpis
Lineage: Eukaryota; Metazoa; Arthropoda; Insecta; Diptera; Psychodidae
Gene: Spase22-23
Product: signal peptidase complex subunit 3
Exons: 3
Coding region: 660-1199 (179 amino acids)
Biological process (GO): protein targeting to ER
Cellular component (GO): signal peptidase complex; membrane
Source: RefSeq, a predicted model, not a curated record
AUUCUUUCCGCGUUUAUGUUGAAGUAGAUGAAGUCCUACGGAUAAUCUUAGGACAUUCCGCGAAAAAUACUUUAUUGAGGCGGUUUUGAAUGCGGGUGAGAAAGAGAACAUAGGUAGAAGUUAGAAAGUUACAUUUCUCUCACUCUCACUAUCUCGUUUUCACAAUUUUCUCUUGUUUUUCGCGAUUUUCUAAUGCAGUUUAACCAGGCAUCGUUUUCUAUUCUGGAAAACUUUAUUUUCCGCUUGAAGAAAUUCUAUAAAAAUUCGAAUACUUCUGAUAGAUCUUUUUGUUUAAAUUUUGGCGCCAUUUUGAAAUGUGUAUCAAUUUGGGAACAUCGCAUAUCAGGAACGAACUCAGGGAAUGAUUUUUGGAGCUAAAGUGUUUUCUCUCGUAUCUAAAUAUUUUUUUCCACUUUCUUUAACACAAGUAUUAAUUAUUUUUUACUAUUUCAACAAAUUUACUAAUUUUUAACCGAACUGGAGCUUUUUUUACGUUUUAUUUGACAUUUUAGCAUGCUAAUCAGAAACGAUCCCCCGUUGAACUUUAAUUCUAAGUACGCCCCUGCUGCAUUUCUUCUGACAACACCUGAAGCCGAAAACGUCUGACGUGGUUUGUGAACAUCUUGAAAAAGGAAAAUAGUAGACAAAAUCCUGCUAAAAUGCAUACAGUUCUCACUCGAGGAAAUUCCAUAUUAGCCUACUCGCUGAGUGUUCUAGCUUGCUUAACGUUCUGCUGCUUCUUAUCAACAGUUUUCCUUGAUUAUCGCACAACAGCCGUAAUCAAUGCUAACAAAGUCAUCGUGAAAAAUGUUCCAGACUACAGCUCAUCCCGGGAAAUUCGUGAUUUGGGACAUCUCACCUUUGACCUGCACACAGAUCUCACAAAUCUCUUUAAUUGGAAUGUAAAGCAGUUAUUCCUCUACCUGACUGCUGAGUACAAGACACCGGAGAAUGAGCUCAAUCAGGUGGUUCUCUGGGAUAAGAUUAUUCUACGUGGAGAAAAUGCUGUGUUGGAUUUCUCCAAUAUGCACACCAAAUAUUACUUCUGGGACGAUGGGAAUGGCCUAAAGGGUCAUCAAAAUGUUACAUUGAGCCUUUCGUGGAACAUUAUCCCAAAUGCAGGUCUACUUCCCAGUAUUUUUGCCAUUGGACAGCAUUCAUUUAAAUUCCCUCAAACAUACACAAUGUCACCUGUUUAGAUUUUUUGUGUGGAAAGAAAAAUGUUGUAAUGCUCCUGUAGUUGAUGCUACAGUGUGCAAAUUACAUAAAUAUAAAAAAAAUAUAUUGAGGGCUAAAUUGUAAAAACGGCUAAGUCUGAGGAUUUGCGAGAGAGGACGGGUUUUUUGCUGGAUUUGUGGUCACUUCUCAUUGGUAAUGAACAACAAGAUUUCACAUCC